AUGGAGGAAAAGCUCAACAGUGAGUGGGAUAUACCCGAUUCCACUAUUACUCAGGAAGAUGAAUUUAACAUCUUUCUGUAUAAUAAACAUAACGAAAGCAUUUUUGACGAUUAUCGAUACUUCCCCCAUUUGAAGCCUGAGCACGACAGUGUGGUUAAGUUUGAUCAGAACAACGAGGAAGUCAUAAACCAUGCAACAUUGAAAGCAUUAAUAGUUCAGUUAACCUCCCCCGAGGUUAUUGACUAUAAUCUUAUCUGCGACUUCUUUCUCACUUACAGACUUUUCACCGACUCUCAUACCGUCAUGUCCUUGCUACUCACACGGUUAAUUUGGUCUUUGCAGUAUGUCAAUUCCUUUAAAGAUGAAACAGAGAGAACGGGAAAGCUAGUACUCUUGAGAACAUUUGUUGUGUUGAGACACUGGAUAUUGAACUACUUUAUUGACGAUUUUCAAAACGAUUUCGACUUAUGUGACACAUUUUCCACGAUUCUAAAUCGUAUCACAGGGGGCCCUACUCUUAUAAGAAGUAAUAUGGUCUUCGAAUUGAAGAUCAUAACGGACUUAAAAACCCACUGGUUGUCUCAGUUUAACGAAUUCUUUGACGCUAACAUUGCCAUGGAGACAAUUUAUGAGAACAACCUUCCAAUGGUCGCAAGCAUAGUCAACUAUAAUAAGUUGACAAAAUCCACCACAGAUAACUCCAUUCAUACGAACCCUUCAUACAGACGUUCGGCUAUGCUUUCACUUUACGAUAACAAAACACACCAUAAAUGCUUAAUAUUCAAUGAAUCCAAUUCAAAUGACGAGAAUCCCCAGCUUUCAAUCAAUAAUUUGCUCGCGCAACAUAAAUCGUCUAGGACAUCUUUGAACGAUAAAUUGCGUGACUUCCACUCAAAAGUUGAUCGAAAGGAUGAGACGAAACCGGGACCGAGCAACAAACAUCAUGCGCAUAAGGCAAAGUGUAUGCACUUUACAGAUUCGUCUCUCGCUUUGAAGAAGACAGCAGCAAUGCGGGACUCUUUACGAAGCGAGUCGAAGAAAGAUAGUAUUGUAGCAACAGGAUUCUCCACUAAUGGCCAGGUCAAGCUUCCGAACUCAAAGAUCAGUUACAUUGUACCCCCAACCCCUGUCAAGAAAAUGGAGUAUACCUUGAAGGAUGAAACCCAUGUGCCAAUCAAAAGGAAAUCUUUUCUCCACAGUACGGAUUCUACAGAUGUGGAUGGACUAGGAAGGAAAGUCUCAAUCAAGAAAUUCAUGGAAGGAUGGAAAAAAUCUUUCAAUUCGGCAGAUCUUAAAGGAGAUAAAACUACUGUAGAGGCUUCAGGAAGCCUCCACAUACCUGACGCUUUUGAGGAAUCAACACAGAAGGCAAUUGGUACCAGGAUUGAUACCCUCAGUGCUAGGAUAAUUGAUGAAUUAGAGUACAUCAUCAGAAAUUCAAUUGUUGACAAUAAUGGUACUAUCAACGAAGAUGAGGAUAAAGACAGAAUAAGCCAAGCAGACGUGAAUGUUGAGAAUCUUUCACGUGAACCCACAACGAAGUCAGAACUCAGUAAAGCACAAUCGUGCAAGAAGAAACACUCUGAUGACAGUGAAUUAUUACACGAUGGGAUAAUCAAGAGAUCGAAGACAAUUCUGGAUCAUAGAGACGACGUGUCAAUACAGGAUGUCUCAGAACUAAAUAUUGAGAAGAUUGAUAACAUUUUCAGUCAAGAUGAAAUUUUCGUGUCCAUAAAUAUUGAAAAUGAGAGGGACUCCGAUAGCGAAUCUGAAGCGCUUAACGAUGUUCUCUCUGACGAAGAUUCACAGUCAGGAAAGUCCUCUUUCAGAAAAGUCACUAGCAUUAACUGGAAUGAUGAAGGAAAUCUUGAUUUUGAAAAUUCGGCUUCUCUUGUGCAAUCACCGAUUGCCGCAGACGAGAAAGAUAAUACGAAGACCGAUCGACUUGUGAAGAGGAAUACUCAGUACUUCGACGUUAGCUCAGAUUUAUCCACAUCCAAGAAACAAGAAUCACAAGAUAACUCCUCAGUUUCUUUCCCCAGUGACAUCGACCAUUAUAAUGCUGAAAUAGCAGAUUUGAGUGUUGCCAUGAGCCCGCAGUCCAUGAAGCGAACAGCACACAAAAUAAGCUUUGGCGACCUGUUCAAUACAAAUGCAGCCAGCAAAAGAUUCUCGAUGUUUUCGGGAGCGUCAGGUGGCUCUCUACUCAGACGCGAUUCUGCUAAGUCAUACCUUAGUUAUGAUUCAGCGCUAUCAACUUCUUCUAAUCUCAAGACUGACAUGCCAGAAAAUAGCAAUCUUCGAAAAAAGAACGGGUACCAGAACUUAAGAAAAUUGGCUAAGUUAAAUUUGAAUGACUUCAAUGACCAACUUGAUGAACAGGACGUGUUAUACGCUAGCGCUCAGGAUCGUGCCUUGGGGAUCCCUUUCAAAGUUAGAACGACUUCGUUGGCUUCUAGGUCUUCCUCUACAAGAAAAAGUGUCAGAUUUAGUGUUAUAUGCGCUUUGACUGAAUUGCCUUUUAAUGAUUGCCGCGAUAGUGUACUAUUACUCAACAACACCAAUUCUCAUCGCAAACUGUCUGAGAUGGCAGACAGUUCAGUAUUUUCCAGCGCUGAGCACAAGUCGUCUGCAACUAAGAAGGUAAGUGGACAAUCAUCAGCCAGCUCUGUGGCAAUUCCUGGUAUAAGCAGCUAUGUGCUUAAAGAGCUUGCCUCUAUUCCGGAUGAGAAAUUAGACUCGAACAACCCUGUCAAAUUUGCAUUGUACAAACUCGAAGGUAAGGACCAAGAGCCUAGCGAUAGUGCUGAUACAUCAGUGGAAUUGACUCAAAGUGUUCCUAAUUCAGAUAAAACUUCUGGCCCCGAAAGGCCACAAAGUUUUAACGAAGGAAGCAUUGUUUGUAAACCUCAGAGCACUGAGAAUCUUGACGAGUCCUAUGGAAACCAUAGAUCAGAAUAUGAAGAAAAGUCAGGAAUUCAUGAUACUGAGGAGAUUCUUGCGGAGAUAAACAAUGCAGCCACUGAAGAUGCCAUUGAAUAUUCUUCUGAAGUUGAGAAAGAGUUAAGAGACAAGCCAGUUACACCUAUCAAAACACGGCCUAGAACCGCGCUCAAUCCAUCAUUGUCUACUCCAAAUAUGAAUGCCUUUUUAAUGUCCGUUUCCGGCAGUGAGAACACAAGUCCACUAUCAAUUUUGAAUCCCAAAGUGAUAUUGGAUGGUUACUCGCUCACAUCUAAAUAUUUGUCUGUGGAGGAAGUCAUGGAGAAAGGGUCUCAUGUGUCAUUUGUGCUUAGCUAUAAGUCGAAAGACUUGGCAGAACACUUCACCGUUAUUGAACGAGACAUGUUACAAGAGAUCGAUUGGAGAGAACUUGUUGAGCUUCAGUGGAAUAAAGACCUUAGUCCUAUUAACAGCUGGCUCGAGAUUAUCGUCAACGAGACAUACUAUAGUAAGAACAAAGGUGUUAAUUUGGUAAUAUCCAGAUUCAAUUUAAUGGUUAACUGGAUCAUAUCUGAAAUCUUGUUAACUAAAUCCGAGGAGGAAAGACGAAUGGUGGUCUCAAGAUUUAUCCAUGUUGCAUACCACUGUUUAGUUUUGCAAAACUUUGCUUCUUUGAUGCAAAUAAUUUUAGCUUUAACUAGCGAAAAAGUAACCAAAUUGAAGCAAACAUGGAACGCAUUACGCCCAGGGGAUAUCUUAACGUUGAAGAAUCUUGAAGAAAUGACUUCACCAUUAAAGAACUUCAUCAACAUCCGCUUAUGCACGAAUCAAGUUCAACCUUCACGUGGUUGCAUUCCAUUUGUGGGCUUGUAUCUUUCCGAUUUGAUAUUCAAUGCUGAAAGGCCGAAGUAUGUCAAAAAGCCCAACAAGCCACUGCCUAUUGUACCACCUAAUACCCUCUCGGAGAGUUUUGAUCGGGCUCUGACACUUGCCGAUUCCAGUGUCGAGUCUGAAACAGUUCACAUGGACAGCGACCGUCUAAUCAACUUCUCCCGCUUCCGGACGUCUGUCCAUAUUGUGAAAUCCUUAUCGCAGUGCAUAGAAUGGUCGAAAAACUAUAAUUUCUCCAUUGAUGAUGAGCUCUUAAGCAAAUGUCUCUACAUUAAAUCACUCGAUGAAGAAGAAAUGAAUUACUGUCUCAAGAUCAUUGAGCAUCUGAGUUAA
This is a messenger RNA of Clavispora lusitaniae ATCC 42720, 4167 nucleotides long. It is a transcript of the gene LTE1, whose product is annotated as mitotic regulator. Gene Ontology annotation, molecular function: guanyl-nucleotide exchange factor activity. The record is from RefSeq and is a predicted model, not a curated record. Gene Ontology annotation, cellular component: plasma membrane. Gene Ontology annotation, biological process: Ras protein signal transduction; positive regulation of GTPase activity. Lineage: Eukaryota; Fungi; Ascomycota; Pichiomycetes; Serinales; Metschnikowiaceae.